AAAAACGUGUUUUCUUUUUUGGAAGAAUACUAAUGUGUUCAAAAUCUCCCUCAUGACUACGCGUGUGCUGGCGUGUGCAGUGUGAACGUCAGCGAAUACUUGGCCUCCAUGGUGCGCACCUUGUUAGUGUUAUGAUACAUAUAAUUACUCUUGGAACAUGCAUCUACACUGCAAUUUAAAUAUAGCGCCUUUUCAAGAUCACAAACUGGUAGAAGAGGGGAACACUAUUAUCGAAUCGAGAGCUUCGGUAUAACUUUAAUUUUUAGUAUUGAAGCUCUCGAUUGGAUAACAGGGUACUUCUCUCACUCCAAUUUGUGACCUUUUAGGGACACUACGUUUAAGUUGGAGUGUAUACAUCAAGUCGAAAGAGACGUAUACAGAAGAUACAGAAGUGCCAAAACGACCCUGCCCAUACGUGUAGGGAACAAUGGCGUUGAAAAUUUUCGUAUUUUCCUUCCUGUGCCUAGCACUCUUAGAGAGUGGCUUUGGAAGGAUCCACAAACUUGAAAUGAAGAAUGAAGCACGUCGUUUCAUAUCAUUAAGCACCUUUGGUUUUUUCCAAGGUGGCUUGUUGGAUGUUAAUUUAACCAAUUUCCAUGCUAAUCCUUUCAACGAGAAAGCUGUGUUUGGAUUUAGUUUAGAUCGCACAUUAAGUGAUGCAAUGAAUCCCUAUUUGGAUAGCCAUCAGGAUGGUUGUCUGCUGCAGCAGCCUCCAAAUCAAGAACCAAGUGGUGCUGUAGCAUAUUUUACUUUGGAUUUACAAAAUAAAUUGUUAAGAGUGAACUGUAGUCAUGAACUGCAAAGUAUACAUAUAUAUAAAAGUCAAAGCGAUAUUCCUCUCUUCCGCCCUAAGCGAGCUAAUGGAAUGUCUAUUAGUCAUACAAACCUAUUUAGCCAGAGACGUCGAAGGAGCACAGGGACAACUAGUACUCAAUUGACUUGUUCACAGCAAAUCCGCAUUAGUAGCAAAGUAAUUGAAGGAGUUAACUAUUAUAAUGCAAAUUUUGUGAUGUUUGUUGCCACUGAAAGAGAAGAGGGAUUGUACAAUUUAUACUUCCAUAAUUGCCCCAAUUACGAGGAGAAGUCUAAGCCAGUGUUAUUAGAUUUUACAAUUUCAAUAGAAGAAAAGAAUGGUGAAAACUACCUUUCUGCUGGAGAAAUGCCAUUGCCUGCAUUGUAUUUUAUGAUGGCACUCUUAUUUUUCCUGUCAGGAUGCUUCUGGGUGUUUAUUCUUAGAAAGAGCAGGCAUCCUGUGUAUAAAAUACAUUACUUGAUGGCAGUUCUAGUCUACUUGAAGUCCCUGUCUUUAUUAUUUCAUGGAAUUAACUAUCACUUUAUCCAGACUAAAGGUGAACAUGUAGCUGCUUGGGCUAUUCUGUAUUAUGUGGCUCACUUACUAAAGGGAGCAGUACUGUUUAUUACAAUUGUUCUUGUUGGCACUGGAUGGACAUUCAUCAAGCACAUUCUUUCUGAAAAAGAUAAAAAGAUUUUUAUGAUUGUUAUUCCCCUCCAGGUCUUAGCCAAUGUUGCUGAAAUCAUAAUCGAAGAAUCCGAAGAAGGAACCGUAGAACACCACACUUGGCGGGAUGUUUUUAUUUUAGUGGAUUUAAUUUGUUGCGGUGCAAUUCUGUUUCCUGUUGUCUGGUCCAUUCGACAUUUGCAAGAAGCUUCUCACACAGAUGGUAAAGCUGCUAUCAAUCUGAGGAAACUAAAACUGUUUCGCCACUUCUAUAUCAUGAUUGUGUGCUACAUCUAUUUUACUCGAAUAAUUGUAUACCUUCUGAAGAUUACAGUGCCUUUCCAAUAUGAGUGGCUGGAUGAAAUGUUCAGAGAAAUGGCAACUUAUGUGUUUUUUGUUCUUACUGGUUACAAGUUUAGACCAGCAUCUGCUAAUCCAUAUUUCCAAGUGACUACUGAAGAUGAUGAUGAAGAUAUGGAUGUUGUGGUAAGCCAAUCAGGUCUAACUGAAGGUUUGAGUAAGAUUGCUCGUACUACCAAAGUGAUGGUGGAUGAACCAUCUGAUGAAGAGAAGGACAAUCUCCUCGCUAAACGAGAGAGUAGUCAUGAAUACGAUUGAUUGUCAAAAAACAUUUGGGAUUUUGAAACUUGCAACUCUUGAUAAGAUUUGAGUCUUGUGCACAGGUGUUGCUGAGAUGACAUAAGGAGUGAGAUUUUAGAUUUUUUUUUCUUUCUUUUGUAGAUUCGUUAUUGAUAAUUUAAUUGUUUUAUCUUAGGCCCCUAAUAUAUUGUAUAUUUCAGAAAUCUUGUCAUUAAUUUAAAUGAAACUAUUUUCUUGUAAAUAGCAUGUUUUUAUAAUCAUGAUUUUAUAGUGAAAAGUAUUUGAAAUUUGUGUAUGACAAGGUAGACUACCUUCAAGAGCGAGACUGUAUUGUAAAAUGCGUUAGAAGUUAAUUCUUUACUUUUUGUUCUGAAGCACUAAACACAUUUUUGUUAUAUAUGUUGCUGCGCCGUGAAUGUUUGUUGAUGCCUGGGUGUGCUUAAGUAAUAUUGGUAAUUGAGAAUUUGAAUAUUUGAUCACUAUUGAAUCUAUAAUCCACACUCUGAAGAGUGUAUGUGAUAAAAGCCUAGAAUAUACCAUGUGUCUUGAUGCAUUUACAUGCAUUUUGAUGUCCUCUAGAUCAAUGUCUUAUAUAUAAAUAUGUGUGCGUGUGUGUGUAUGUGAGAUAAAAUAGUAAUCCUUAUGUAAUUUAUUGCUUUUGUGUUGGUGGAGCCUACAAUACAAACUAGGUGAUUCUUUGGAGUUACCACUGUUGACUGAUGUAUGUUUGUACUUCUUGAAAUGUAGCAAUCUUGAACUGUGCUUGUAUCUAUUUCCUUGUAGGGUAAAAUAAAUGAUCAUAUGUUCACGUUAAGUUGCUUCUAAGGAUUCAUCUCAUGUCAUAUGAAGACACAUACUCUGUAUAAAAUGUGUUGUAAUAAAGUCCUUUCCGAAAUAUCUAAUCCU
Gryllus bimaculatus (two-spotted cricket) is the source of this 2965-nucleotide messenger RNA. Lineage: Eukaryota; Metazoa; Arthropoda; Insecta; Orthoptera; Gryllidae. The record is from the annotation of a GenBank genome assembly.